AUGCAAAUUCCGUCCACCAGACCUAGAUGCCUGAGAAGAGCUCCAAACGAAAAUGCACCUUUUCGACUAGAAAUUCUCCAGGUUUUUGGCAACAAGGCUAUGCGAAUUUUGUAUUGCGUCUCCCUCCCGUCGGCCAUCAACUCAAUUAUGAAACCAUUGUUUUGUGUGGACAACCUGGCACAGGGCGGUCUUGGGUACAUUCGUCAUCUAUCAUACAAAAUAACUCGGUUGUCCGAUGCCAGAAGCUCAUUUCGGCAGGCAAAUUCGGCGCUUUUUUCCCAUUGCACAUAA
Messenger RNA from Ustilaginoidea virens, 291 nucleotides. RefSeq lists its product as uncharacterized. The coding region runs from base 1 to 291 and encodes 96 amino acids. The record is from RefSeq and is a predicted model, not a curated record. The transcript is spliced from 2 exons. NCBI's taxonomy places the organism in Eukaryota, Fungi, Ascomycota, Sordariomycetes, Hypocreales, Clavicipitaceae.